This is a messenger RNA of Uranotaenia lowii, 2323 nucleotides long. RefSeq lists its product as uncharacterized. The record is from RefSeq and is a predicted model, not a curated record. NCBI's taxonomy places the organism in Eukaryota, Metazoa, Arthropoda, Insecta, Diptera, Culicidae. The transcript has 5 exons. The coding region runs from base 293 to 628 and encodes 111 amino acids.
GCAUUUUGGUAGAAAUUGCAUUGCCAGAUGAUAGAAAGUUUGUUUGUUUGAACGGGUAUCGUUCAAAAUAGCUGUUCUGACUAUACUGCAGUGAUAUAAAUUUUCAACUUUUCCUGGUGGCAGCUAAUUUAAAGAUGCUUCAGAUGAGUUCCUGCAUUUCCCGGUCAUUUCCAGUUAACUAUGGAACCUAAUGCACAGCCCAUCACAGCUAGAUUCCAAGCUACUGCACCGGUGUGGCGAGGAGAUUGCUCUACUCUAAUGUUACAGACUAAGUAUUGAUAAUGAUAAUAUUAUGGGCUUUGCUAUUCGGGUUAGACAAGACCCUCCCACCCAUUCUGUAGGGAAAGUACCACCUGCGAGGACCAAGAUAACACUCCAGGGAUUAAAACUCUGCCCGGUUUUGCCGAACAAGUUCACAAUCGAAGAACUGGAAGAUCCGAGAGGCCAUCAGAUCCGGCGGAACAAAUGUGAAAAUCGGUGGAAUAGCCCGCGUCCAGCAGUGGAAAAUGUUGUUCCGCAAUCGAAAUGGAGCAGUAAGUGGCAAAAAAAGCCGCUUCUCUAUAGUUCUAAUCACAAUGAUGUGCUAAGAAAUUGGGUUCCAGAAAAGAUAACACCCGUUUAUAUAUGAGCAACACAUUAAGAAACGGCAGCUCCAAAUGAAUGGAUCCUAUUCGUGAACAGCGGCUUUAGAAUUAUUCGCGCAUUCUAAGUAACCAUGACUCAGUUGUCGCGAAAAGGGCUGUUAGUCAGUUCUGAGUAAAGGCCGUUUAGUCAGAACUGAGUAGGUGCGGUUUUGGCGACAACUGAGUAACCACCACUAUGAACUGAGUAGCUAAAAAUUAGCGAGAAGAAUGUAGAAGCCAAAGGACGGCCCGGAAGUCAUACAACAAGGUUCUAACUAAAUACGACGGAUGCAUCCUCAUGGAUGACGAAACGUACGUAAAGAUGGAUUUUGGGUGGAUUCCUGGCCAAAAAUUUUGCCAAGCAACUGGUCGGUGUGAUGCCAAGUUUAAAUUCGUUUUUGCCGAUAAGUUUGCAAGAAAGUGUUUGAUCUGGCAAGGUAUUUGCAGCUGUGGAAGAAAAACCCCGGGCUUUGUGAAAAACAAGUCCAUAGACUCCGAAAUGUACAAGGAGGAGUGCCUGAAAAACGUUUUUUCCGUACAUUACAUGCCACUACAGCAAAGAAGUACUACAGUGGUAUCGGGACAACGGGUGGAUUUUGUCGAAAAGGACAUCAACCCACCCAACUGUCCUCAAUUCCGCUUUAUCGAAAAAUUUUAGGCAAUUGUCAAGCAGAAGAUGAAGAAGAAUGGUAGAACGAUUCAGGAUGGAACAGAGAUGAAGAGAUUGUGGAACAAUAUGGCCGCUGAGGUCAGCGAAUAGUGGUUCUCGACAAAAAGUUCGAAAUUUCAUCACAACAACAUCGUAAUAAUUUUUUUUAAUUAUUUUUCCCUGUAAAGUGCAAUAAAAACUUACAUUUUGAGUACAAAACAUUUGAUUUCGUUUACAUAGCUCCGAGAUAAAUCUAAUUACAUUGUAAUCCUACUUUACAAGUGAAUUUACGUUUCCGCACCAUUUCUGAAAAAAAUUUGAAAAAGACUAUAGCUAUUUUACAAUUGCAAAGAAAUUUACAUGAAAAUGCAAGCAAAACAAGCAGAAACUCAAUGUGAAUGCAUGUUCUAGAGGACAUUUACAUGAAACUGCAUGUGCUCCAAACUGUCAACUCACUUGUUGUUUUGCUCUAAGUCCCGUAGGAAUUGAAUUCCGUUUGCUGCUUGCAGAAUAUUCUAGCAAGGUAGGUUCUGAUCUAAAAUCUAUCAAAAUAUAUGUGAAAAGACAAUGUUGAAUAGCUUAAACUAAUCGUCACUAAUUUUUUACACCGAUUGAUCUUUUUUUUUUUCAGAAAGCAUAAGUGCCAAAAGCAGCGGUCAAAUUCAGCAAAGGAGUAAUUUGUUUGUAUUCUACAGUCUGCUGUCCAGCUCCGGGGGAGCUUCAAACACUUAUAAACAGGUGUUAAUAUAAACCAUAAAAUCUGCUAAUAAAAUAUGAAUACUUGUGCAACUUGUGUUUCCGAUUUUAUUUCGAACAUUGCAAUCCAAUAAGAAUUUUGAAUUGGGGUUGUAAACAUAAUGUAAACUUACAAUAAACAAAGCAGAUGAAUGCUAUUGGGAUUUUACAUGAAAUAUGCAGUAUCGUCACAUGUAAAAGGCCGAUUCCCUUCUACCCAUGUACUUGCAUGUAAUGCUACAUGGAUUUUUCUAACUGUGUACCCUUUUUAAUGCGUUCAGAUUUAAGAUAAUCCAUGCUUUAUACCACUUUCAGA